This is a messenger RNA of Peromyscus californicus insignis, 846 nucleotides long. RefSeq names its product dehydrogenase/reductase SDR family member 2, mitochondrial-like. Gene Ontology annotation, molecular function: carbonyl reductase (NADPH) activity. The record is from RefSeq and is a predicted model, not a curated record. The transcript has 7 exons. NCBI's taxonomy places the organism in Eukaryota, Metazoa, Chordata, Mammalia, Rodentia, Cricetidae. Bases 1 to 846 code for a protein of 281 amino acids.
AUGUUUAGGCCUCUGACCCAGAGCUGGAAGAGACUCCCCACCCCUGUGGCUGCACACUCUAUGAGAAGCACCAGUAAUGGAGCAAACUGCAGUCUCAAACUGGCCAACAAAGUCGCUGUGGUUACAGGGUCCACAAACGGGAUUGGCUUCUCCAUUGCUCGACGUCUGGCCCAGGAUGGGGCCCACGUGGUCAUCAGCAGCCGGAAGCAGCAGAAUGUGGACCGUGCCGUGGCCAUGCUGCAGAAGGAGGGACUGUGGGUGUCAGGCACUGUGUGUCAUGUUGGGAAAGCAGAAGAUCGGGAGCGGCUGGUGGCCACGGCCCUGGAACACUGUGGGGGUGUGGACUUCCUGGUGUGUGUCGCAGGAGUUAAUCCCUUGGUGGGAGGUACCCUAAAGAGCAGUGAACAGAUCUGGGACAAGAUCCUGGGUGUGAAUGUGAAGGCUCCAGCCCUGCUCCUGAGCCGGCUGCUGCCCCACAUGGAGAACAGGGGACAAGGUUCGGUGGUCCUGGUGUCCUCAGUGGCAGCUUAUAUACCACUUCCUAGGCUGGGAGUCUACAAUGUCAGUAAAACGGCCCUGCUGGGACUAACCAAGACUCUGGCGGUGGAGCUAGCACCGAAGAGCAUCCGUGUGAACUGCAUCGUGCCAGGCUACAUCAACACAGACUUCAGCCAAGUGGUGAGGACCAAGGGCGGGGUGUCACUGUUUCAGCCUCCUCUCCUCUCUCCAUACAGAGUGGGGCAGCCUGAGGAUUGCGCAGGACUUGUGUCUUUCCUGUGCUCCCCGGAGGCCAGCUAUAUCACUGGUGAGAACAUCGCUGUAGCUGGCUGGUCCCCCCACCUCUGA